AUGGCUCAGCUGCAGCGGAGACGUCAAUCCCAGCAACAGCUGCAGCAGCAGCAACAACACCAACGCUUAAUCUCCACGAAGAAACAGUUGGCUGAGCAGGCCACAUUGACAGUUACACACAGCAUACAGGCAGUAAAAUCGCUGAUGGAGACCUCGGUCGGCUGCUUUACGUACUUGAGAGCGCUCUUUCCGGAAGAGAACUUUGAGGAUGCUACAGUUCCAGGCGCCAAUACCAAGCUUGACGACCAAGGCAGGCCUAUAAAGACCUCGCGUGAUGGGAGCAUCAAGGUCAAAAAGCUGAAGCGAGGAUGGUCAAAGGAAGCCGAUCAGCUGCUCUCCUACUUGGAGGAGGGCGUGUGCGACGCCUUGCAGCGCAACUACCUCCAGUCCUUGGUAUUUGCUGUCUCCAUAGACAAGGCUCAUCCGAACGAGGUCAUUGAGGUGUACACUUUCAACUUCACGUAUCGUGCGAUCAAAGGCAGCAAAAUCAAGUUACCUGUCCUUGAGAUGGUGGACAAGCUAAGGGACAUAUCCAUCUGGAACGCGGAGCCUAUCGAGGCUCUGCCAACGAUGCGCGAUGUGCGCUCUUCCACUCAGUCGAUCAUCCGCUCCUUGAUCACGUUGACACAGUCACUCAUUGACUUGCCUAGACAUCGUUAUCUUACUCUCAAGCUCUCUUACAACGACAAUUGUCCGCCUGAAUACGAGCCUGAACACUUCAGAGCCGCGGAUCCGAAGCGCGAGCAUUUUGUGUACACAACUCAGGGGCUAUCGGAUAGAGCAGAGCAGAUGCAGGUCGGCUGCCUACAGACGGGAUACCAUGGCUUAAAUCUCCACGUCGGCUCUAUUGCACACCUCCUCCCAUCCCCCGAAGAGGUCAUGGAGAAGGGUCAAGGAAAGUCGCUAGCGGAGCAGAAACAGAUAGAAGAACAAUCACAACUACAGAGCGCUAUGGCGCGUGUCGUGAUCUGGGAUGCCGAGGAGCAAGCCGUUCCUCAAGAGAUGGAGAUCAAGUCGGAAGAUGAGGCAGAAGAAGAAAGUCCAGCUUUGAUGACUCCUUCGAGACGCGCCAAGGCCAUACAGAAUCGUCAACGUCGCAAACGCUUGGGUCUCGGUCGACCCGAACGUGGUGCUCCUCUCGGACUUCGUGAUGCGGAAGGCAAGAUUGGCCCGGUUCCACCCUCGGCUUGGCAGGUGGCUCAGCGCCGUGCCGAAGCUCGCGAACGAGGUCAGACUUUGGAUGACAGGGACGAUCUUGAUGACGUCACUCUCUUCGUAGCCAAAGCAAUCCAGCGAGAGCUGCACGCAACGGACAAUUCAAUCAAUCAAGCCUUGGAGCAGAAUUGCAACAGUCCUGGUUACACCAUGUCAAUCCCAGCAACGCAGCUUCUAGACGCUUCGUUACGGUCCGCAGCGUCCGAUCGUCAUGGAAACCUGGUGCAUAAUAAAGAGAAUCACAUUUCUGGGGCGGCUGUUCAGAAGGCCCUACCGACGCCGUCCUUUGAUAUCAAUGACUACCUCGCGUCGCCUGGACUCCAAUCACCUUCGGUUUCAGCAUCUCCCACGCCGAUGCGGACUCACAGUGGCGCGCUUCAGUCCGGCCGGGCGGAUGAACCUCCCGAUCGUGCUCUUUCCAAGGAUGCCGCAUCUGACAAUCCAGGUGCAAGCUUGCCAAGUCUCUCGCAGGCUGAGCCCUUGAAGGGCGCGGCCAGCGGGUCUGACCAUCUGUCUCAGACCCAAACGCAAGCGACGCUUGUUCAGUCCCGACGAGUACCGACUCGUUCAUCAACGCGUCUGCGAAGCAUGUCAAGGGCGCCGCAUACCAAGAGCCCUACUUUUGCUGCACCCGUCAAGCACACAGCUGCUGUCGAGACAUCGGGGGUGGAGUCUGCAUCAGCCAACGGACAGGAUGAAGAUCCGGCGCUACGAUUGACCCAAGUCAUGCUUCAGUCUCGUCACAAAAAAAGCAAAGGCGGCAACAAAAAGAAGCAACAAGGCCUGCAAAGUGACGGCGCCUUGGAUGAUGGCUUGAUGGUCCACUGUGAUCAGUGCAAGAAAUGGUUCCAUGGAGCCUGCUAUGGCUACCUCAGAGACGUCGAUUUACCGGAUAACUUCGUCUGCUACGACCCCCUGCAUACAGUUGAGCAGGACGCCCUGCGCGAGAGCGUGCUGGCAGAGCUGGGUUCCCUUGCGCUAGUCCGCCGCGCUUUAUUCAAGCUGCACGAGAAAGGAUGGGAUGGGGUAGGAAAUUUCGCAAAGCGUCUCGGGUGUGCUCCGGCGACAGCUGCCCUCGUGCGCGCGCAAUGUCAGAACGAGGGAUAUCUGGAGGCGACUCCGAACGCAAAGCCCUUCAAGCGACUUACGCCGGCUGCGCUCGAAGUAGUCAAGACCGCGGACAUUGUGCGCAAGAAAAACGCCAGGUAUUUCACGCCAAGAGGCGGUGCCGAGGCGGAGACCUUGAGAAAAUGGAAAGUUGCGUGUCCUACCGCGAAGAUUUCCGGCUUUGACGAUCUUCAGGGAUCCGCGAUCCAGAAAGACGCAUCGCAGAUCACAGAGGACAUUGAGAUGGCCGACGAUUCGCAGUCUAUCCCCGAACUUCGAUCGCAAGUCGAGCAGACCUCUGAUCAGGUCAUGGCUGAGCAUGAUUCGAUCCAGGCGUCGCCAGAAGUAGCAGGCGCACGCUUACCAUCACCAUUCUAUCCAUUGCAACGACCGAUGGGAAGUUCGUCAUCGUCAGCUAACGCAUUCCCGCAAGCAACGUCUGGCGAGAUUUCACCCGGUCCCACCAGCACGAUCCCUUCGAGCACGGCCUUCCGCCCACUCUCUGAGCGCAGCCCCAACGAACGCAUAUCUACGCCUUCGCCACGUUCGCAAGUUGGCAAGAGAGUUGCACCAAUCGAUGAUCACGAAAUGAACGUCAGCACCCCCGGUAUUUUCCCUCCACGCCCACUCAAAGUGCAGAAAGCGAGCUUGUCGAUGCCCAUCGAGCUCGAUGACCGCGAUUUUGAUGUUUGA
This is a messenger RNA of Ceraceosorus guamensis, 3015 nucleotides long. RefSeq lists its product as hypothetical. Gene Ontology annotation, biological process: synaptonemal complex assembly; meiotic recombination checkpoint signaling. Gene Ontology annotation, cellular component: nucleus. Lineage: Eukaryota; Fungi; Basidiomycota; Exobasidiomycetes; Ceraceosorales; Ceraceosoraceae. The transcript has 17 exons. The record is from RefSeq and is a predicted model, not a curated record. The coding region runs from base 1 to 3015 and encodes 1004 amino acids.